This is a messenger RNA of Columba livia (rock pigeon), 5693 nucleotides long. RefSeq names its product TNF receptor associated factor 7 (gene TRAF7). Lineage: Eukaryota; Metazoa; Chordata; Aves; Columbiformes; Columbidae. The record is from RefSeq and is a predicted model, not a curated record. The coding region runs from base 3278 to 4990 and encodes 570 amino acids. Gene Ontology annotation, molecular function: zinc ion binding; protein binding. The transcript is spliced from 18 exons.
CAGGGAAGCAAACCUCUGUGAAUGGACAGGCAGCUCUGAGGCCUUGAUCUUCUCCUGUCCCUGGUGCUCCAGCCACAUCUCAUAACCAAAACCUCCCAUUUAGGUUUAAGUCUGUGAAUAGUGGACUCCAAAUUAAGUCAGUUGUUGUAAACUUGGUCGGGUUACAAGACCCAGGUCCCAAGCCAGGGAUAAAUGGAUCACUGCUGCUGCGGAAUUAGGCACUAGCAGAGACCAGGGUCAGCAACAGGAUGAAGCUACACCUCUUAAAAUAAAUUUGACACCAGAUUGCAAAGAGCUUUAUUGUCAGCAUCCUAUAAAGUUCCUUCUGUUGCUCAGAGAUCUUGCUGUGUUUUAUGUGAGCAUGUGUUUGUUUUUUCACAAAGUCCUUUGAACGUUUGCCGGGUGUCCUUGGCAAACGCAGCUCUCCAUCACACUGCUGACCCCGUGGCGCUGGGCUGCUGCUGCAGGAACUGAUCCCGUGGGCUCAGGCUGUGCUCCCUGUGCCCUUUUCACGAGCUGUGCAGGGCUCACAGGGCACAGGUGGCGAUUUUUCCAGAGGAGCGAGGGGUGCUGUGGACACGACAUUUGGCCAUUUCUGAUGGAGAAGCUUCCUGACUCCUCUGAAAACUACAGUGUGGCAAAUUGCAGUGUGCAGCCAAGAGUAAGACAGAUCUCUGCUAGGAUCUGGCCUCAGUCCUCUUGAACAGCCUCAGACAUCUUCCCCAGAGGGCUAAAUAUUAUUAAGCAAAAAGAGCAAGAGGAUUAACAAGUGGUUCAGGAAGCAGCCUACAGGCCCAGGUGUCUCCAAACCAUAGCCCUGCUCUGCCUGCUGCUCUAGACAAACUCUCACUGACCCUUAGGAAACUUCCUUUGCUUUUUCAGGAAAUAAUUCCCUUCCUCAUGGCUAAGUUUUCCCAUCUCCAGAAGCUGCCAAGGGCUUCUCAGCUGUCAGAGAGACAGCUGGAGACAAGUUAGAGCCCUCCUGUGCCCUCCACUGCCCCUUUUUCUUUCUUUUUAAAGCUUCUGUUAAUGAAACCCAAAGCAGAGCAGCAUGCUCUGUGUGCAAGGCAGGGGCUAUUGAGCGGCUGCUGUUAUUUUUCCGCAAACAAUGCGGCAGGUUCCCAGCCUUGCUGUGCUGACGGGAGCAAGAAUGAGGACUGUAUGGAGCCUUCACGUGGAGGCUGCUCUUGCAGCUGAUGUGUUGGGAACUGCACCUAGAGGUGACAGCUUAGAAUUCAGCCGAAUGUGUGCUAAUGGAUGAAGAGCUGACUGGCUGUGCCACCUUGGCCCUGUGCCAGGGCCUGGUGCUCCUUGGCUUUGGUUGUAUAUGUCCCCCAACCUGGGCAGAUGCCCUCAGGGUGGGGGUCCUGCAGUCCCCAUGCUUUGUUAUUCUCUUUGCAGGAGCACCCCGCAGUCCAUCCCCUUGUGCUGGCUGCUCUAUGCACAACUAAGUGCUGCAAAGCUCAGUCUAAAGAGCCAGGCUAGGAGUGGGAAGCAGUGCAGUGACUAACCCUGUGGAGCUGAGGUCUCUUGCAUCUCAGCCUUUUUUGCUUGACAAAAUGUCACCACAGCCUGCAUGGAGUGACCUUUCUCAGCACAUCAGCUUCCCUCCUAUGUGCUUGAGCCCAGCCAGGACAUGGGGACCUGAGCCCACAGUGCUGCACAAGCCUGGCCGGCCAGGCUGUGUCUCAGCCCUCGGCCUCCCUGAAGUGCCCUUGGGCUGCAGCCCCCUCCUCUCCACUGGUGACCCACGCAGGAUGUUGCUCUUGAUAAAGCUGCCUCCCUGCAGUGCCUGCCUUCGCUGCCCUGAUCUCUGCGUCGCCUCCAGAAUGGGAAUUACACAGUUAUUCUUGUUAUUUUAAUAACUUCUGUUACCAGUGGAGGAAAACAGUAGAAUUAAUGGAUACACAUAAAAGUGAUUUACCUUGUUAUAACCAUCCCUCCUCAAGGUUUACAUAUUUAGCCAAUAAAUAAGCCUUCUUUAAGAAAAAGAGCUUUAUGCCUUGACUUCUAAGCAGAUGCAGCGUUUGUGAGCUCCUGGGAUCCAAGUCUCAUAAAAACAAAGCAGCCAGAGCAGUGUGAAGAACCAGCAGGACCCUGGUCUGCUCCUCCUCUGCAGCCCAGCCAGGACCGCUUGGGCUGUGCUGUGGUCUGUCUCUGGGGAAGGCAGCAGCCUCUGAAACUUGUCUUAUAUCUUUAAUUCCUGAAUUUCCUGAUGGCCCCACUGGCCUCUUACAUUGCUUUUGUUUGUUGUUGGGUGUGAUGUCACACGCUUUCACCCAGGGCAAGCACACAAAGUGCAGCUUGGGAGGUUCAGAGGAAAAAAUGUUGUGUUCACGCAGUAGCGCAGUCUCAUCCCUGCAGCUUUCCCUGACCCAGCUGUGCGGGGCAGGACUGACAUGGCCUGGGGGCAGAGGAGUUCCUGUCCAGGCAGCGGGGCCGUCACCCCCAUAGCUCCCUCCAGCCAGUGCUUAUGGAAGUUUGCAUGGAUAUAGGCGACGCUCAAGCCAGGUGUAAGCGUGAUAUGUGCAGGCAUAGGUGUGAUAUGUGCAGGCGUAGGUGUGAUAAGUGCAGGUGCAGGCAGCCUGGGCGUUGAUCAUCUCUUGAUGCCAAGCAUCUGAAGCUUGCAGCUUUAUUCUGGCCCCGUCUUUGUCAGCCCAUCCAUUCCACUCCUUGCUUCCACUCCUUGUUAGUUGCUUCUCUGCACCCUUCCCAGUGCUCCAGCAGCAGCUCUUCCAGAGGAACCCAGCAGCCGCUGUUCUAGACCCCCAAAUCCAAUCACCCCAUUGUCCGAAGAGCCUCCGGUUUCACUUUGACAUCAAACUGCAUCUUGGCUACGUGCUGGUCAUUGAUAUUCCACCCUUGGAGAUGUGUCGCUGGUUAAUAUUCCAGCGGCAGCAUUCCCACAAAGCCAAUCCCAAGGCCGCCGUAACCGGUGGGAUUUUUCUUGAUUGGUGCAAACGAUGUCCACUGAGCUCUGCCCUCCCGAGCAGGAAGCGACAAAGCCACUCUGUUACCGAAUUGAAUAGAAGGAAGUCUCCACACUUACGCAAAGAAAUUUGGCAGAAGUUAGAUAGCGAGUGAAACAACAAGUGCUGCUGCAGAGAUUAUAGCAAUGGCAGGAGCUGGUCGCUGUCUUUGGGGGAGACUUACAGAGCUUUCUGUGAAGGAUUAAUUCUUCCAAAUCAUUGCUUUGUGGGUGCACACGCCUCCAAUCAGCACCCCACGCCGCUCUGACUCCGCUAUCUCCGUCCGUUCAUUACACUCCGAGUCCAACAUGUCCUUGCGCUCAACAUUCUCACUCCAUGAGGAAGAGGAGGAGCCAGAACCCUUGGUUUUUGCUGAACAACCGUCUGUGAAGCUGUGCUGCCAACUGUGCUGUAGUGUGUUUAAGGAUCCAGUUAUCACAACCUGUGGGCACACAUUUUGUAGAAGAUGUGCCUUAACAUCUGAGAAGUGCCCCGUGGACAACGCCAAACUGACCGUCGUGGUGAACAACAUUGCGGUGGCUGAGCAGAUCGGGGAGCUCUUCAUCCACUGCAAGUACGGCUGCCGGCCCGCAGCCAGCAGCAAGCCUGCUGCAUUCGAGGUGGAUCCCCGGGGCUGCCCCUUCACGAUUAAACUGAGUGCCAGGAAAGAUCAUGAAAGCAGCUGUGAUUACAGGCCGGUUCGCUGCCCCAAUAACCCCAGCUGCCCACCUCUGCUGAAAAUGAACCUGGAGGCACAUCUGAAAGAGUGCGAGCACAUAAAGUGUCCCCACUCCAAAUACGGGUGUACGUUCAUAGGAAAUCAAGACACUUAUGAGACCCACUUGGAGACGUGCAAGUUCGAGGGGCUGAAGGAGUUCCUGCAGCAGACAGAUGAUCGCUUCCAUGAGAUGCAGGUGGCGAUGGCCCAGAAGGACCAGGAAAUUGCCUUCCUGCGCUCCAUGCUGGGGAAGCUCUCAGAGAAGAUCGACCAGCUGGAGAAGAACCUGGAGCUUAAGUUUGAUGUGCUGGACGAGAACCAGAGCAAGCUGAGCGAGGACCUGAUGGAGUUCCGCAGGGACGCGUCCAUGCUGAAUGAUGAACUCUCCCACAUUAAUGCUCGACUCAACAUGGGCAUCCUGGGAUCCUACGAUCCUCAGCAGAUCUUCAAGUGCAAGGGGACCUUUGUGGGACACCAGGGCCCUGUCUGGUGUUUGUGUGUUUACUCCAUAGGAGAUUUGCUCUUCAGUGGCUCUUCAGACAAAACCAUUAAGGUGUGGGAUACCUGUACCACAUACAAGUGCCAAAAGACCUUGGAGGGUCACGAUGGAAUUGUACUGGCUCUCUGUAUCCAGGGGAACAAGCUGUACAGCGGCUCUGCUGACUGCACCAUCAUUGUCUGGGAUAUCCAAAACCUGCAGAAAGUGAACACGAUCCGAGCACACGACAAUCCUGUUUGCACUUUGGUCUCCUCGCAUAACAUGCUGUUCAGCGGCUCUCUCAAAGCCAUCAAGGUCUGGGAUAUUGUAGGUACCGAACUCAAGCUGAAGAAGGAGCUGACAGGUCUAAAUCACUGGGUGCGAGCGCUGGUGGCUUCUCAAAACUAUCUCUACAGCGGAUCUUACCAGACGAUCAAGAUCUGGGACAUCCGCAACUUGGAGUGUGUCCACGUGCUGCAGACAUCGGGAGGCAGUGUCUACUCCAUCGCUGUGACAAACCACCACAUUGUGUGUGGCACCUACGAGAACCUCAUCCAUGUCUGGGACAUAGAGACAAAGGAGCAGGUCCGCACACUGACCGGGCACGUGGGUACGGUCUAUGCCCUCGCUGUCAUCUCCACGCCGGAUCAAACCAAAGUCUUCAGCGCAUCGUACGACCGGUCUCUCAGGGUGUGGAGUAUGGACAACAUGAUCUGUACCCAGACGCUGCUGCGACACCAGGGCAGCGUCACCGCCCUCGCCGUCUCCAGGGGACGCCUCUUCUCUGGCGCCGUGGACAGCACUGUAAAGGUCUGGACUUGCUAGUGAGGGCACCGCGCUAGUCCUGCACACUGAAAGACCAAAAACUCCUCCAAAACCUCCUCCUCAGCCUGCUGGGUGACGACCACCACUCUGAGAUAACUGCUGCAGCUCUUCUCCGCGCCGAGCACUGCCUGCUGCUGCCCGUCGGCCCUUCCCACCUGCCAGAUCCCCGGCUGGCGGCUUUCAGGCCUGCAGAUGCUCCAGAUGUUCCCUCACAUCUGCCGGAUACGAUUGGAAAUGCAGAGGAAGCCGUUCUGGUGCCAGAACCUUCUGUGGGGGCCGGGGCAGCCCCUCAGGGUACCGGUGCAGCCAUGGGCCUGGGUGGCUCAGUGUGUCAUGGGGACAACCUGGCCAGGGAGGUGACACCGGGAGGCCGGUCCCUUUGUAAAAGGUAGAGCUGAGCAUUAGGCCUUGCCCUGGGUUGGGACCCCAAUCCCUUUCUGUCUCUAGUAUUUAAUUGUACUGCCACGGUGUCAGGCUGAUCGUCUGGGAAGAGGUGUUUUCUUGAGUAGCCAGGUACGAUUUUUACACCACAGCUAGUUCUCAAAUCAAAUAACACAAGCCCAUUGUUCACCACCCUGUAAUAAUGGUCUCCACAUUAAAGAGAAAAAGCCUCCAUUGCAUUUUUACUCACAUUUUCUACUGUUUUUAAGAUUGUAAUAUAGAUUUGAUUAUUUCUUCAUUGACAAUAAAAGUGGAAAGAGUU